Nyctereutes procyonoides (raccoon dog) is the source of this 3315-nucleotide messenger RNA. It is a transcript of the gene SLC24A1, whose product is annotated as solute carrier family 24 member 1. NCBI's taxonomy places the organism in Eukaryota, Metazoa, Chordata, Mammalia, Carnivora, Canidae. The record is from RefSeq and is a predicted model, not a curated record. The transcript has 10 exons. Gene Ontology annotation, cellular component: membrane. Gene Ontology annotation, biological process: calcium ion transmembrane transport; long-term synaptic depression; long-term synaptic potentiation. Bases 1 to 3315 code for a protein of 1104 amino acids. Gene Ontology annotation, molecular function: calcium, potassium:sodium antiporter activity; calcium channel activity.
AUGGGGAAAUUGAUCAGAAUGGGAACACGGGAGAGGCGGUUACUCCGGCCAAAGCGUCUACAUUGGAGUCGCCUCCUCUUCCUGUUGGGAAUGUUGAUCAUCGGUUCCACCUACCAGCACCUGAGGAGUCCCUGGGGCCUCCCCUCAUUGUGGGCAGCAGUCUCCUCCCAACAUCCUGUAAAACUGGCCAGCCGUGACCUCCCUAACAAUGAGAUGAUGAUGGUGAGCAGUGACCCUCCAAGAGCUAGCUCUGAAAUGGAGGGUGACACACUGGUGCCCCAAGCUACAGUGGGCAGGGGUGAAUCAACAGUGGAGAAUACCCCCAAUCCAUCCAGAAGAACAGCCAACAUCACUCCAACAAUACCCAAGAAUAACUACAGUCCAGCAGAGGCAGAGACAGAAAGAAGGAAGGAAGAUACCACAACCACACCCCGUAGAGUACUGAAUCACUACACCCCAACUUCAAGCAGGCCAACGGUAAAGAAUUAUACCCCAACAACACCACCCAAGGGAGAAAUACAGAGCUACCACCCAACUCAGGCCGGGGGAAAGGUGAAGAAAUACACCCCAUCUCCACUUAGUAGAAUAGUAGGCAAUUAUGUCCCACCCACACUCAUGACAGUGACAAAGAGUCAUGGGAUCACCCCCAAAACAACAGUGAAAGACAGUGAAACUAUGACAACCAUUAAAAUAUUAGAGACCAAUCCCUCUAAGAGAAUGGUAGAGGAAAACACCCCAACUACCCUCAAGGGAAUAAUUAAUAACACCCCAACUUUCCUGAUAAAUGACAUAGAAACAAACAUCUUGACUUCUCCAAGGAGUAUGAUGGAAAAGAACACCCUGACUACCACCAGAAGAGUGGACAAUAACAGAUCAACCAAGCCCCGGAUGUUAGUGGGAAAGAACAAGCUGACAACUUCCCUGGGAACGGUCCUGGAGCACACCACAGUCAUCUCUGAGGGACAUGUGACAAUAGAAACCACAACAGGCAGUAGCCCAAAAGAAACCAAAGCUUCUACUGCUACCUGGAGUGUUAGUAAUCCCUUGUUUAGAACCAGCACAUCCACCGUUGGAGUUUCCUCUGCCACCCUCUGGGGGCUGGCCAAGAAAGCUUCCAUGGCACCCAGGACCUCAUCAACCUCUGAGGUCAGGGCAAAUCCAACCAUCCAGGUCCAUCACUGUGUGGUUGUGGAACCAGCCCCGGCUGUGCCCACUGCCCUCUCCCCCAGCCUGACAACAGCCGUGAUCCCAGAGGCACCCAGUUCCAGUCCCUCAGCACUUCCUCCUGGCUGGCCAGACCUUCACUCCAAGGCAGAGUACCCCCCAGACUUGUUCAGCAUAGAGGAGAGGCGACAGGGCUGGGUGGUCCUGCACAUCUUUGGCAUGAUGUAUGUGUUUGUGGCCUUGGCCAUCGUAUGUGACGAGUUUUUUGUCCCGGCCCUGGGUGUCAUCACAGAUAAGCUACAGAUCUCUGAUGAUGUGGCAGGGGCCACCUUCAUGGCUGCUGGAGGCUCUGCCCCUGAGCUCUUCACCUCCCUCAUUGGCGUCUUCAUCUCCCACAGCAACGUGGGCAUUGGUACCAUCGUGGGCUCCGCUGUGUUCAACAUCCUCUUUGUCAUCGGCACCUGUGCCCUCUUCUCCCGGGAGAUCCUCAAUCUCACGUGGUGGCCCUUAUUCCGUGACGUCUCUUUCUACAUCCUUGACCUGAUGAUGCUCAUUCUCUUCUUCCUGGACAGCCUCAUUGCCUGGUGGGAAAGCCUGCUGUUGCUGCUGGCCUAUGCUUUCUAUGUGUUCACCAUGAAGUGGAAUAAGCAACUCGAGAUCUGGGUGAAGGAGCAGCUCAGCAAGAGGCCAGUGGCCAAGGUCAUGGCUCUAGGGGACCUCAGCAAGCCAGGCAAUGGGGCAGUUGCGGUGGAUGAGCUACAGGAAAACAAGAAGCUAAAGGUGGUGCUCCCAGCAGUGCUGACCCGAGGGAGCAGCUCUGCCUCUCUGCACAACAGCACCAUCCGCAGCACCAUCUACCAGCUCAUGCUCCACAGCCUGGACCCUCUGGGAGAAGCCCGCCCCUCCAGAGACAAGGAGGAGAGCUUGAGUCAGGAGGCCAAAGCCAAGCCUCACGCUAACACAGAGAACAAACAAGAAGAGGAGGAGUCAGCCGAGCUUCCUGAGGUCACAGUCACGCCAGCGCCUGCUCCAGAUGCCAAGGGAGAUCAAGAAGAGGAUGCUGGUGGUCAGGAAGGAGAGGUGCCUGGAGCUGAGAGCACAGGUGAAGUGAUAGGUGAAGAGGUGGAAGCUCCUGGAGAAGGUGAGCAUGAAGAUGAAAUCAAAGCAGAAGCAGGAGAAGGUGAACCUGAAGGUGAAAUUGAAGCAGGAGAAGGUGAACCUGAGGGUGAAAUCGAAGAAGGAAAAGACGCUGCUGAUUGUGACAGUGAAGGUGAACUCCAAGCAGAAAAAAAAGGAACUGAUGAAGGUGAAGGUGAACUCCAAGCAGAAGACGGUGAAAUGAAAGUUGAUGAGGGUGAAAAUGAAGAGCAGGAAUUCAAUGCUGAAAGUCAAGGUGAAGCCCAAGGUGAUGAGAAAGGUAAAGAUGGUGAAGGGGGAGGUGAAGAAGAUGGCAGUGAAGAUGAAGAGGAGGAAGAGGAGGAGGACGAUGAGGAGGGCGAGGAGGAGGACGAGGAAGAAGAGGAGGCCAAUGAGGAGCCUUUGUCCCUGGAGUGGCCCGAGACCAGGCAGAAACAGGCCAUCUACCUGUUCCUCCUGCCCAUUGUGUUCCCAUUGUGGCUCACAGUGCCUGACGUCCGGAGGCUGGAGUCUAGGAAGUUUUUUGUUGUCACCUUCCUGGGAUCCAUCGUGUGGAUAGCCAUGUUCUCAUACCUGAUGGUAUGGUGGGCUCACCAGGUUGGUGAAACAGUAGGGAUUUCUGAAGAGAUUAUGGGUUUGACGAUCCUAGCAGCAGGCACAUCCAUUCCUGACCUCAUCACCAGUGUGAUUGUUGCGCGGAAAGGCCUGGGAGACAUGGCUGUGUCAAGCUCUGUGGGCAGUAACAUAUUUGAUAUCACUGUGGGCCUGCCUGUUCCUUGGUUGCUUUUCUCUCUCCUCAAUGGAUUACAGCCAGUUCCAGUCAGCAGCAAUGGCUUGUUUUGUGCAAUUGUUUUGCUUUUUCUCAUGCUCUUGUUUGUGAUCUCUUCAAUUGCAUCGUGCAAAUGGAGAAUGAACAAGAUUUUGGGCUUCACGAUGUUCCUCCUUUACUUUGUAUUCUUGAUAAUCAGCGUGAUGUUAGAAGAUCGAAUCAUUUCCUGUCCUGUAUCUGUCUGA